GGCAACACGAAUAUUUUAAACCGUACAAUACAUCAAUAAGUCUGGAAGUGUAAUAUAUCUACCUAGGUACCUUACACAUGAUGAAAUGUGAUUAACAUAUUGAAGCUAUUGAAUUUAUAUUUCCAAUGGCAGCCUCUUAUAAGGCCUGAUCAACGAGAGAGAUAUAGAUUGAAUAAAACUUCAAUCGACUUCCUAUUAUUCGGACUCUAGCGACUAAUAUUAUAGUUGACAAUUCGCCAUGUUAUCUGCAUCGCGCACUCCUAUCAUAGCGCCUGCGCGCAGGUGCUUUUUCCAUGCGCGAUCUUCUCACCAGAAACGAAUCGUGGAGUCUACUUCACUCGGAAUACAAUUACAGCGAGCCGGCAUUUGCCCCUCCGAGGCGGCUCUAAUUCGCAGUUUCCAGCAACGGCGACACCAGUCGUCUUCUCCGAAUAAACCGAAUUCCCAGCCCCCCCCCGUGCCAGACGCGAAGCUUCUCCUUCGCGCUCUGAGACAGAGUUUGAGUCUUCGUCCUCUAGUCAGCGCAUUAAGGGGCCAAAGCCUUGGUUCCUUAUAUCGCCAAAGCCCGGAAGAGCUUGUUAUCGCCAUUAUUCUACUAUGCGGCGUCGCCGGCAUAUCUGUCUACGUAAUUUACGCAUAUUUCAAUUACUUCCAAUCCAAGCAGUUUACCCGAUUCCCCCCGCCGAUCGCGAAGUCUCUUCGUCGUGCGUUGUAUUACAGCAACUAUUCGCCAGACCCACCAUUAGCCCUCAAGUACUACAAACGCGCGUUGGAACAAUGUUCGCAACUUGGCCUUGACCCCUUCUCCGACGAAGUCAUGGGGAUUAAAAUACAACUUGCCGCCUGGCUCGAAAAGAUUGGUAGCUACAAGAAUUCUAUCGAUGUGUUGGAGUCUCUCGUCAGAGACUGCAAAAGAUGGCUUGAAGUACUGGAUAAAAGCGUCCAAGACGGACUUGUUGACAGUUCUGGGAAGUUAGUUGGCUCUGCAAGUCCGCCGCCCCCGGCAGCACAAGAGACAGCACAAGAGGAUACCGAGAAGAAGGAACCUGAUACGAAGCCAGAGAAUCUAUGGGGCAAGCGAACGAGGAUACUGGGGAAAUUAGUUGGAAUCAGUGUUAAGCUCGGGGAACUUUAUUCCGACGAGCAUGUUCUUCAAGGCGAUUCCGCUGGCCAGCAUUUAGUCUGGGCUGUUGAGACCGUUUUAAAAGAAUUACAGAGGCGACAGUCUGAGGGUGUAAAAGAGGGCGAAGGCGAUUGGAUGACUCCAGAGCAAAUCGGCGGCGCGCUCGAAGCAUUGGGAAAUCAUUACGAGUCCAAGUCCCAACACUAUCUCGCAGCACCGCUCUUCCUGCAGGCAGUGUCACUUUCGCCCCAAAAUAGCUGCCAUACUGCCGUUCUAAUGAACAACCUAGCUAUUUCUUUAGCACAGCAACCCGUUCAGACGCCAACGGAGACCGACCAGACUACUCAGGGCAGCGCAUCCAACGUGACUACCCGUCCCACGCGAUCUACUCUCUUAGCCAGUGCCCGCGCCUGGGCCUUGAAGGCUCAAGAGAUGGCGCAGAAAGUACAAGGUGAAGACAGAACUGAAGAAUGCGACGAAGCUUGUGCCGUGGCACUCUGCAAUCUUGGAGAUAUCGCGGCCAUGGCUGGUGAUGCUGAGGAAGCCAGGCGUAGGUUUGAGGAGAGUCUAAGUUUAAGCAAAAGAAUUGCGUUUGACCCCGGUGUCGCGCAAGCCCAGGAUGGCCUUCGACGGUUAUCUUAGGCGCGGUAACGCCAACCGGAUCUACGUAGUCUAAUAUUUCACCACUCAACGAAGCUCUCGGUUUUUUUUGAGGCCGAGAUCCCCCACAGCAAAGCUAAUGGCAAAGCCAAGGAAUGAGGUUAUGGUAGAUGCUACCAAUGGGGGUUGUUUGCAUAGCCAAAUUAGGACACAGAAUUUCCUACUACGACUGCGUAAAAUAUGGUUGGGACGAGAGUCGAUGGCAAAAUGGUUCCCAAACAACUUCAGUAUUGAGUGAUCUUCCGCAAAU
Molecule: messenger RNA, 2033 nt
Organism: Daldinia caldariorum
Lineage: Eukaryota; Fungi; Ascomycota; Sordariomycetes; Xylariales; Hypoxylaceae
Product: TPR domain-containing protein
Exons: 4
Coding region: 239-1765 (508 amino acids)
Biological process (GO): protein quality control for misfolded or incompletely synthesized proteins
Cellular component (GO): i-AAA complex
Molecular function (GO): misfolded protein binding
Source: RefSeq, a predicted model, not a curated record